Molecule: messenger RNA, 912 nt
Organism: Argentina anserina (silverweed cinquefoil)
Lineage: Eukaryota; Viridiplantae; Streptophyta; Magnoliopsida; Rosales; Rosaceae
Exons: 1
Coding region: 1-912 (303 amino acids)
Source: RefSeq, a predicted model, not a curated record
AUGCAAAACAGUUUCAGCGUCCGAGUAGGCAAGACCUUCGACUCUCUACCUGGUUCAUGGACCCUUGAAGAUGAGAAAAUCGACGGUUGGGAAUGUAACAGAGACAAGGACAGCCCUGAACACGAAUCUGAGCUCAACCAACAACACGACACUAUUUCAACGGAUGACUUCGGUAACGAGCUAAAGAAUGACCUCCUCGACUUGUUUGACGACGAGUAUUUAGUAAAGGAAGAAGAGGAACAGCUACAUGGUCAAUCUGCUGAGUCUGUUUCUAACCCUAAGACUAAGCCAGAUGAUUAUGAUGACGAGCAGUGGGAAAUUAAAACCUCAAUUGGAUUAGACCUCACACUCGAGUACGAGGACGAGGAAGAUGGAUAUGACAGAUUUGCUGUUGGAUUGAAAGGCUCUAUAGAUCCAUCUGAUCUCUAUGAGUACGACGAUGACAGUCAUGAGACGGACAUUGAUGAGGUCCCCAACAUGCUCAAUGGUUUUUCUGAAGACUCACUUGAAUAUGGCAUAAAAACGCUUUUGAAGAGGAUGAGCAUUGAUGACGAUUUAAUCUCAUCUACAAGAGAAAAACGUGUUCGAUUUCACCACGAAGGGGACCAUGAAGUAUCAAAAGAUCAUCGAUCUGCAGCAGUUCCAGAUUACAUACGUAAUCCAUCAAGAUAUACACAUUAUACGUUUGAUUCAUCUAAUGACAUGGAUGAUAUAUCUAACAAUCAAGCCUUUUUGAACUUCCGUAUGCAACUAUUAAGAUUGAUGAAGUCAGAUACUGUAGAAGCCGGAGAUGAUACUUCUGUUGGUGAUUCAGAACCGUUAGCAUUGGUACUAAGAAAGAAAUCAACUGGUGCUAGUAAAGAACUUGCUCCUGCAAGAAUCAGACCAAUUGCUUUUCUAGACAGUACGUAA